Messenger RNA from Rangifer tarandus platyrhynchus (Svalbard reindeer), 369 nucleotides. NCBI's taxonomy places the organism in Eukaryota, Metazoa, Chordata, Mammalia, Artiodactyla, Cervidae. The record is from the annotation of a GenBank genome assembly.
AUGCUGAUUGUUCCCCAACCACAGGGUUUGUUCAUGGCCCCUGCCAAGUGGCAGAGCCAGAAGCUGUCCAUGUUUGAUGAGCCUCAAACUCCCCAUCUUCCCCCUGAAACAAGAGUGGAAACAAAUGGGGGUAAGGGUCCCAUCCUAAUCCUGUUCCUUUCCGGUGUCCCAGGAAGAUUUGGGGGGCUUCCUGCUCCCUUCCUCUCCAUGGGCCUAAGGCUCCCCUCACACCUAGAUAUGCCCAGUCCAGGCCUCAGGGUACUGCUCCCCACUGUCAAUACUAGGUUAAUCCUGGCCUACCACUUGCAUGGUCACUUGCUUACUUGGAACAGCUUGGGGCUUCUGUCUUUGCACAUAAUGGGUGCCUAA